CUUCUUCUUCUUCGGCGUUUAACGGCAGCUGGCAUCCUUGUAGAUGCAUUGCUUCCAUCUUUUUUUUUUUCAGUCUGUUAUUACACUCUUAAAUCCUACUACUUAUUCCUGCAUCUUUUAGGAUCUUACAAAGCUUCAAAUGACGUGCUGACUGUUAAAUUAGUCGUCAACGAUUUUGAUAGUCGACCUAAUCAUGACUAGUCGACUAAUCGUGGCAGGCCUACAAUUACGUCAUUAUUUCAAACUUUGGUUGUCUUUCAUAGAAACAUAUGCAGAGAAACAGCUGAGUACUAGGCUGGUGUUCCUGAAUUUCCUGACAGGUGUAGACAUCUGAAGUAUGAUUCCAGAAAAACGUGAUUCAAUUAUAUGCAUGUGUUGAUGACCUGUUGGUCCUCAGGUAUCUUCAGGGUCAACAAGAGGAAGCACUGUCACUUUUAAACCAAUCAGAGGAGACCAUCAGGGAGAGUUACGGUGAUGAGAGUGAGAGGCGGCUCAUUGUGACGUAUGGAGACAUGGCCUGGCUGAAAUAUCAUGUUGGAAACUUUGCACAGUCAAAAAGCUACUGUCAGAGAGUCGAGGACAUACUGGUGAAGUGUCCCACUGGUUCAUCAGGAAGUCUCCUUCCAGAGGUGUACGGAGAACAAGCCUGGACCUACCUCAAGUUGUCAAAAUCUUACUACUUAAAAGCUGUUGAGAGUUUUCGUAAAGCACUUGAGAUACAGACUGAUGACAUUGAGUCGAAUGCCGGCUACGCCAUCGCCCUCUUUCGAACAGAAGAGUGGGUUUUAGAAAACUUAGAGGAAAAUGAGGAGCCUCCAUCCAUCAAACAGCUUCACUCUGCCCUGGAGCUCAACCCCGAUGAUGCUGUUCUGCAGUCCAUGCUGGCUGUAAAGCUCGCAGCCUAUAAGAAAUACGAAGAGGCUGAGGGUCUGCUGAAGAAAGCACUGAAAACUGAUCCUGAUAACCCUCAUGUCAGCCGCUACGUAGGAAAAUACUUUCGUAAUCAUCAUCAACUGGAUGAGUCUAUUGAUAUGUUGGAACGAGCGUUGAAGAGGGCCACCCAGUCGUCUUUCAUCCACCACCAGCUGGCGCUGUGCUACAUGAGGAAGAAGAUUGCUGAGCAGAGCCGCAAGCCCUUCAGCAGCCAAAGAGAGGUGCGGUACUGGAGGCGUCGUUGUAUUCGUGAAUUGGAAAUGGCUGUUAAGAUAAAGCCGACCUUUCAUCUAGCAUGGGCUGACCUGGCACUGCUGUAUGCAGAGGAAAGGAAUUUCAGAAGGGCAGAGGAGAUUUUCCAGCAGUGCUUGUUGAAGUUACCAGAAUAUGAUGAAAGCCUUUCUCAAGCUAUCCAUCAGCGCUAUGGUGACUUUCAUUACCAUCACAAAAGAAAUGAAGCUCAAGCCAUCGUUCACUACACCAAGGGUCUCCUGAUACCACUGAAGAAAUAUGAGAAGAAAGUCUGUGCUAAGAAACUCAAGAAGAUCGCUGAGAAACGUCUGUCAAGGAAUCCAGGUGAUGGCGAGGCUCUCGCUCUGCUGGGUCAGGUGGCCAGAGCUGAGGGCAACAGGAAGGAAGCUGCUGAGUUUUAUGAGAAAGGUCUGAACUGUGACAAGGACAAUGAAGAGUACCUGUCUGCUCUGUGCGAGCUGCGCCUGGACCUGCAUUGAUCAUCCUCUGAUUAAUCAUGAUCAAUGCACUCCUGUUACAUCAUACUUCAGCCCGCUGAAUGUGGACUUGAUCCAUGUGCUUCAAGGUCUGCACAAGUCUAACAAAUGGAGCCUUUUAUUCAUACCUUUCUGUUAGGUAUUAAAUUAUAAACAACGAAGCAUUACACACAUCAGGGCCACUUUUAUUAGAUGUUUCAGGCAUGUGUGGUGCUGGGUGGAGCUCUGUCACCAGCACCCGAAAAAACUGAGUUUAAAAAUGGUGUUUAGUGAAUUCCAUUAAAUUAAAGUCACACUUAUGCUGAAGACUAAUUCAGACUAGUGCUGGGCCAUAUCAUUCCGUUCAUGGUAAUACCGGCGUAAUGUUAGGCAAUGAUAAGAAAA
Messenger RNA from Oreochromis niloticus (Nile tilapia), 2045 nucleotides. RefSeq names its product interferon-induced protein with tetratricopeptide repeats 5-like. Gene Ontology annotation, biological process: defense response to virus. Bases 513 to 1664 code for a protein of 383 amino acids. Lineage: Eukaryota; Metazoa; Chordata; Actinopteri; Cichliformes; Cichlidae. Gene Ontology annotation, cellular component: cytosol. Gene Ontology annotation, molecular function: protein binding. The record is from RefSeq and is a predicted model, not a curated record. The transcript is spliced from 8 exons.